Messenger RNA from Kickxella alabastrina, 2165 nucleotides. RefSeq lists its product as uncharacterized. The record is from RefSeq and is a predicted model, not a curated record. Bases 172 to 1962 code for a protein of 596 amino acids. The transcript has a single exon. Lineage: Eukaryota; Fungi; Kickxellomycota; Kickxellomycetes; Kickxellales; Kickxellaceae.
CCUGUUUCGAGUAUAAAUAGCAAGCGAGAGGAAAGUCAGACUUGUGCUUCAACCAAAACAACACAGCGCAUAUACACAUUCCUUUUUUGAGCCUUCUUUCUCUUGUUUCUUUCUUCUCUUUCUUUCUCUUCUACUUACAGCUUUAUAUACUUUUUCUUUUCUUUUUCUGAAAUGACUUAUCGCGGCAACAACAACUAUAGCGGCGGAGGCGGCGAUGUGGGUGGCUUCCACAUUUCCCAAAACUAUAAUGACAAUGAGGACGAGAUGGGUUCCCGUGGUUAUAACGAUGGUCCCAGAAUCAACCCGGACUACGACCAGCAGGGCGGCACCCUCGGCAACCUCAAUGCUCUGGCCAUCGAUGCCCAGGGCAACACCAUUGGUGGCUUAGACGGCCUCCCAAAUAAUGGCCAGGGCGGCGCCCUCGGCAACACCGGCGGGCUCACCAACAACUCUCGUCCGCCCCAAUACGGCCAGCAGCAGCAGUAUGGGGGCGGAUAUGGUGGUGGCGGAAACCAGCAGCAGCGUCCUAGCAAUAACUCCGCCUAUGGCGGAGGCCCCGGCGGGUUCAGCAAUUCAGGGUAUCAGUCUGGAGAUUCCGGCCAGCAGCGUCCUAAUGAGAACCCCUAUGGCGGCGGAAACUCGGGCAACUCGGGCAACUCAUCACACGGUGCUGGGUAUGGCUCCCAGCGUCCUAGCAAUAGCGACCCUUAUGGCGGAAACGCUUACCAGGGUCAGGGCCAGCAGCAGCAGCAGCAGCGUCCCCAGCAGCAGGGCCAGAGCGGUGGUUACCAGAGCCAGCAAUCCUCCGACUCUCAGGGCGGACCGCAGCAGCGUCCUCAGCAGCAGGGCCAAUAUGGGCAAAGUGUAGGCUACCAGGGUCAGGGCCAGGGCCAGCAGUCGUACAACUCUCAGCAGGGGCAAAACCAGCAGCAGCGGCCUCAACAGCAGGGCCAGGGUGGUGGUUACCAGGGUCAGGGUCAAGGCCAGAAUCAGCAGCAGCGUCCUCAGCAGCAAGUGCCAAGCAACAGCAGCUUCCAGGGUGCAGGCAGCAGCACUUACCAGAGCCAGGGCCAGGGCCAGCAGCAGCAACAGCGUCCCCAGCAGCAAGGCCAGAAUCAGGGCCAGCAGCAGCAGGGCGCGUCUGCAGGUGGUCUUCCCGGUGGUCUUGACUUGGCAUCGCUGGCGCCGUUUUUAAGCGGAAUUCUCGGCGGCGGCGGGAAGUCUAGCGGCGGUAGCGGCGCAAGUGCCGGUGGUCUCGGCGCUCUUGCGGCUCUCGCGCCCAUGGCUAUGGGAUUCCUUGGCGGAGGAGGAGGAGGCAGCAGCGGUGGCGGCCAGAAGGCUAAUAGCAGCGGUGGCGGUCUCGGUGCCCUAGCAGCACUUGCUCCCAUGGCCAUGGGAUUCCUCGGUGGAGGAGGAGGCAGCAGCGGCGGUAACCAGAAGACUAACAGCAGCGGUGGUGGCGGUGGAGACUUCUUCAGCAAGAUCCUUAGCAAUGUCUUUGGAAACCGCACCCGCGAUAUCGGGUCCAUGGGGGGACUGAACAGACAAGACGCACAGCGGUACCACUCUGAGAUUUACCAGCAAACAAACAGCGCCAACCUCUCGGCGUACUCUGAGGAGCAGCUCGGCGCUGCCGCUGCCGUGCAGGCGAUCGGGGAUAUUCAGAGGUCCGGUCAGCUGCAGCAUGGACAGGAGGGCGAGGAGGCGUCGCAGAAGAUCCUGGCCGCGGUUACGGAAGAGGCUAUCGAGUUGUAUGGUCGCCAGCGGGCGCAGGGUGGCGAUGCGGAUAAGGAGGGUUUGGCGACUGCAGCGGUCAAGACUGCGCUUAAGAUUAUGGAGGAUGCGGCCACUGGCAACACGGGUAACAGCGGAAAGCAGCAGCAGCAGCAGCACCAGAGCUACCAGCAGCAUAACUAUUAUGCUGCUGGCGCUGGCGAGAGCCAGAGCUAUGACAACUUCUAAUGCCCUCCUUUUUCACAUUAUGUUUUAAUAAAUCCCCAAAUUGCAGGGGGUAAAACCUUUGAGAUUGUGUUAAUACCUUUUGCCAAAGAUAGAAAAAAGGCAGUACACACAUGUGAGCCAUUCAUAAGCAUCUAGCAGCAGAUUACUAUUAAGUUUUUUUUUUUUUAAAUAUUUGCAGUCUCAUUCUUUUAUUUAGUGUAGUA